CUAGUUGUUCCAAAGGAUACCGAUUAUGUACGAAGUGCAAUUGAUCUUUGGCUACGUUCAAUGAAACAAUUCGUUCUACAUCAAAUUGGUCUGAUGAAUUUACCUCCCGGUUGGGAGAAUGAUCCAGAGCUUUCAGCACGUCUCUAUGCCGCUACGGAGAGGCUAAGACCAGUUGGUGAGUGGUCUAUGUCCAGCAGCUGGGGCAGACGCUUAUCAGGAGUCCAAGCCAGACAUAUGAUUUGGCCUGGUGGUGCAAAUGUGCCUCCCAAAGGAAAACCAGAUCGUAUACGAUUACGGGUGGCCACUAUUAAAGAAAUACCUUUUGUUAUUUUUAGCCGAACGCAGAUAAGAGAAAUAAAUGAGUCGUGA
Molecule: messenger RNA, 369 nt
Organism: Protopolystoma xenopodis
Lineage: Eukaryota; Metazoa; Platyhelminthes; Monogenea; Polystomatidea; Polystomatidae
Source: the annotation of a GenBank genome assembly